This is a messenger RNA of Desarmillaria tabescens, 231 nucleotides long. RefSeq lists its product as uncharacterized. Bases 1 to 231 code for a protein of 76 amino acids. The record is from RefSeq and is a predicted model, not a curated record. The transcript is spliced from 2 exons. NCBI's taxonomy places the organism in Eukaryota, Fungi, Basidiomycota, Agaricomycetes, Agaricales, Physalacriaceae.
AUGGACCCAAUGUUUUUAGGCCUUGAUCUAUCGACUCUGGGGCUGAAGGCUGUCGUCGUCCAGGAGGACUGCGUCAUCGGGCGAGGUCACAUCCCAAGGUUGGAAGUGUACGAUCUUCUUAUGACCCGUAUGAAGGCAGCAGGAGUCGACUUCUCUGCUGUUUCAGCCAUAUCUGGGGACGGACAACAACACGGUUCUGUCUAUUGGUCCCACGAUGCCAAAGCUCUUUAG